Eptesicus fuscus (big brown bat) is the source of this 4232-nucleotide messenger RNA. RefSeq names its product immunoglobulin superfamily member 1 (gene IGSF1). The record is from RefSeq and is a predicted model, not a curated record. Lineage: Eukaryota; Metazoa; Chordata; Mammalia; Chiroptera; Vespertilionidae.
AUGACCCUGGACAGGCCAGGGGAGGAGGCCACCAUGCUGCAGACAUUCACUCUCUUGCUCUUUUACAUUUGGAUGAGUCUGGGUAGGAUAUCAAUAGCGAUACAAACUCAACCAGAGCUGUGGAUAGAGACCAACUACCCCCAAGCCCCAUGGAAGUACAUCACACUUUGUUGCAAAAGCCCUUCUUGAAUUUCAAGCAAGUUCCUGCUGCUGAAAGAUAAGACACAGAUGACCAGGAUCCAUCCUUCCUACAAGACCUUCCAAGUUUCAUUCCCCAUAGGUGUCCUUACUAAGUCCAAUACAGGCCUUUACAGGUGCUCCUACUGGAAGGAGACAGGCUGGUCAGAGCCCAGUAAAGUUUUAGAGUUGGAGGCACCAGGCCAGCUGCCCAAGCCCAUCUUCUGGAUCCAGUCUGAGACCUCUCCUCUUCCUGGAUGUAAUGUUAAUACACUUUGUCAUGGCUGGCUUCAGGAUUUGAUAUUCAUGCUGUUCAAAGAGGGAUAUGCUGAGCCCGUGGAUUACCAAAUCCCAACCGGGAUAGUGGCCAUCUUCUCCAUUGCCAACAUGACACCUGAAAGCAAAAUGGUUUACAUCUGCCACACUCAUAUUCAGAUACUUCCCACCCUGUGGUCAGAGCCCAGCAACCCCCUGAAGCUGAUUGUGGCAGGACUUUAUCCCAAACCAACUCUGACAGCUUAUCCUGGGCCCAUCAUAGCACCUGGAGAUAGCCUGAAUCUCAGGUGUCAAGGGCCAAUCUAUGGAAUGACCUUUGCUCUAAUAAAGCUUGAAGACUUGGAGAAGUCCUUUUACCACAAAAGAGCAAUAAAAAAUGAGGCAUAUUUCUUCUUCCAGGCUUUGAAAAUCCAUGAUACUGGACAUUACCUCUGAUUUUACUAUGAUGGGUUAUACAGAGGUUCACUCCUCAGUGAUAUCCUAAAAAUCUGGGUGACUGAUACUUUCUCCAAGACCUGGCUACUUGCUCAGCCCAGUUCUGUGGUCCAAAUGAGUCAGAACAUGAGCCUAUGGUAUCAAGGACCAGUGGAUAGAGUGGGGCUUACACUCUAUAAAAAAGAAGAUGACAAACCACUUCAACUCUUGGAUACCAUCAACAUUGAUGAUGACAAGUUAUUCUUCCUCAACAAUGUGACCAACAGUGAUGCUGGCAUCUAUAGCUGCCACUGUCUCCUCUCCUGGAAGACCUCUAUCAGGAUGACAUCACAUAAUACCAGGGAGCUUGUGGUUGUAGAUAAGGCCCCCAAACUCUUUCUAUCAGCCUGGCCCAGCAUCAUGUUCAAGUUAGGAAGGGACCUUCAAUGUUGAGUACUUCAUCCAGUACUUGAAUAUACUUUGGAAUGGGAAGAAAGAGCAACAUUUCAAGCAUUCUCAGUGGAUGGAUACUUCAUCAUCAGUAAUGUUGAAGGAAAAGGCACAAGGACCUAUAGCUGCAUAUAUCACAUAGAAGCACACCCUGACAUCUGGUCACAUCGUAGUGAGCCUCCAAAGCUGAUAGGGCCAGCAGGCUUGCUCACCUGGAUUGUUCUGAAUGAAGCUAGAAGGUUGUCCCUAACCAUGCAAGUUGUCACCUUGCUGUUGGUAGUGCUGUGGAUAAGGUGGAAGUGUUGGAAACUCAGAAUCAGAGAAGUCUGGUUGCUGGGAACAGCUCAAGGGGUCACCAUGCUGUUCAUAAUCACGGCACUUCUCUGCUGUGGACUGUGCAAUGGGGUAUUGACAGAAGAGACUGAAAUAAUCAUGCCAACCCCUAAACCUGAGCUAUGGGCAGAGAGCAACUUCCCUCUGGCCCCGUGGAAGAACUUAACCUUGUGGUGCAGAAGCCCUUCUAGCUCAACAAAGGAGUUUGUGCUGCUGAAAGACGGAACCGGGUGGAUUGCAACUCGCCCAGCCUCAAAGCAGGUCCGGGCUGCUUUCCCCCUUGGCGCCCUGACCCAGAGUCACACCGGGAGUUACCACUGCCAUUCAUGGGAGGAGAUGGCUGUGUCGGAGCCCAGUGAGGCACUUGAGCUGGUAGGGACAGACAUGCUCCCCAAACCUGUCAUUUCUGCGCCCCCUCCAAUCCGAGGCCAGGAACUGCAAAUCCGGUGCAAAGGAUGGCUGGCAGGCAUGGGAUUUGCUCUGUAUAAAGAGGGAUUGCAGGAACCUGUCCAGCAACUCGGUGCAGUUGGGAGAGAAGCCUUCUUUACAAUCCCAAGAAUGGAGGAUAAAGACGAAGGCAAUUAUAGCUGCAGCACUCACACUGAAAUGCACCCCUUCAAGUGGUCUGAGCCCAGUGAGCCUCUGGAACUUAUUAUAAAAGAAAUGUACCCGAAGCCCUUCUUCAACACAUGGGACCGCCCAGUGGUCACUCCUGGUGCCCGAGUGACUUUCAAUUGCUCUACUCCACAGCAGCACAUGAGCUUUAUUCUUUACAAAGAUGGAAGUGAAAUAGCGUCCAGUGACAGGUCUUGGACAAGCUCAGGUGCCAGUGCAGCUCAGUUUGUAAUCAUUUCAGUGGGCGUCAGUGAUGGAGGAAAUUACAGCUGCCGAUAUUAUGAUUUUGCUACCUGGUCUGAACCCAGCAAAUCUGUGGAGCUCGUGGUGACAGAAUUCUACCCCAAACCCAUUCUCCUGGCAGAGCCAGGUCCUGUGGUGCUUCCUGGGAAGAAUGUGAUCCUGCACUGCCAAGGGGCACUCGAGGGCAUGAGGUUUGCCCUCUUGCAUGAGGGAACCCAGGUUCCUUUACAGUUCCAGAGUACCUCAGGAAACUCAGCUGACUUCUUCCUGCACACUAUUGGAGCAGAGGACUCUGGGAACUACAGCUGUGUCUACUAUGAGACGACCAUGUCAAACAGGGGAUCACAUCUCAGCAAGCCAAUUAUGAUCUGGGUGACUGACACAUUCCCCAAGCCAUGGUUGUUUGCUGAGCCCAGUUCUGUGGUUCCCAUGGGGCAGAAUGUUACUCUCUGGUGCCAAGGGCCAGUUCAUGGAGUAGGGUACAUUCUGCACAAAGAAAAAGAAGCCACUUCAAUGCAGCCCUGGGGAUCUACCAGUUAUGAUGGGGCAUUUCCCAUCACCAAUUUAUCUGGUGCUAACAUAGGACGUUAUACCUGCUGCUACCACCCUGACUGGGCCAGCCCUAUCAAGAUACAGCCUAGCAACACCCUGGAACUCAUAGUCACAGGUUUGCUCCCCAAACCCAGCCUAUUAGCCAAGCCUAGUCCCAUGGUGUCUCCUGGAAAAAAUAUAACUCUUCAAUGUCAAGGGGAACUUCCAGACUCAACAUUUGUCCUGUUGAAGGAGGGUUCUCCAGAACCCAUAGACAAACAGCAGCCAAGUGGCUACAGGGCUGACUUCUGGAUGCCAGCUGUGAGAGGUGAAGAUUCUGGGAUCUAUAGCUGUGUUUAUUAUUUAGACUCUGCUCCCCUUGCAGCUUCAAAUCACAGUGACUCCCUGCACAUCUGGGUGACUGAUAAGCCCCCUAAACCUUCCCUGUCAGCCUGGCCCAGCACUGUGUUCAAACUAGGGAAGGACAUCACUCUUCAGUGCCGAGGACCCAUGCCAGGUGUUGAAUUUGUUCUGAAACAUGAUGGAGACGAAGUGCCUCAGCAAUUCUCCGAGGAUGGAGACUUCGUCAUUAACAAUGUAGAAGGAAAAGGCAUUGGAAACUACAGCUGCAGUUACCACCUCCAGGCCCACCCUGGUAUCUGGUCAGAGUCGAGUGACUCCCUGGAGCUGGUGGGUGCAGCAGGGCUUGCUGCUCAGGAGUGCACUGUGGGGAACAUUGUCCGAAGUACCCUGAUUGUAGUGGUGAUUGUAGCUUUGGGGGUGGUGCUAGCCAUAGAGUGGAGGAAAUGGCCUCAACUCCAAACCAGAGACUCAGAGACAGAUAGAAGGGACCAGACUAUAGCCCUUGAAGAGUGUAACCAAGAAGAAGAACUGGGCACCAACUCCAACUCUUCAUCAUCAAUCUCUUAGGGAACCUCAGUGUACCUGCUAGUCCCAAUAUAAUAAUCUCCUCCUUUACAAGAGCUUUCCCCUCCUCUCUCCUUUCUCCUCAGAAACCUGCAAAUCUGCCUGAUUACCCUGAGAGUCAGCCCCAUCUUCUAUUCUUUGACCACUAAUCACCUGAGCUGUGUCACGGGGAUUCUGUGAGUUGUGAGCUCUACUCUCAACUGUAGAUAUAGGGUGAGAUGUUUCCUGAAUGCAGAUUCCCAAGCCCUGUAGUUCCUCCAGUACUG